Molecule: messenger RNA, 2976 nt
Organism: Triticum aestivum (bread wheat)
Lineage: Eukaryota; Viridiplantae; Streptophyta; Magnoliopsida; Poales; Poaceae
Product: wall-associated receptor kinase-like 14
Exons: 3
Coding region: 620-2740 (706 amino acids)
Biological process (GO): protein phosphorylation
Molecular function (GO): protein kinase activity; ATP binding
Source: RefSeq, a predicted model, not a curated record
GGGCUCUAGCUGGCGGCUACCCGAGGCCGAGGCCGAGGUCUCCGGUCCACGCCUGCGCUUCCACGGUGGAGGAGAGUGCUCUAAUCUAAGCUAGCCGUGACCGUGAGCGCGACGCGGCUGUGCCUGUGGUGGGAACGGGCGCCCGUGGGCUGCGGGGAGACGACGACGGCGUACGGCCCCGCAUUCCCAUGACGGCGAGACUGGCGAGAGGAUUACUUGGAUUCUCCCUCUGGGCCUGGCUACUCUAGACGGGAUAGUGAUGAGCUGCGUGCCAGUGUGUUUGUGUGUGCAGUGCGGGAUGGGGCAGCACAGCAGGAGCAGUAGGAGUAGGUUGGUCGUUGGUCUCGGCUUUUAAUGCGGAAAAUUCCACUGCAAUGAACCAACAAAAAUGACAGCCGACGCGGCGGGGACGCAAGCGCGCGCACCACCACAGGCACCAUCACCACCUCCUCUCCCUCGCCCAGUCCCAACUCCAGCCGCGCGCGCCUUCCUUUCUUUCCCGCGCCGCAGCUAAAGCUUGCUUCGCUUGCUUGACUAGCUAUAGGCGCAAAUCUAAGAUGAGAGGAACGGCUUGCUCGGAGCUCGGAAGCAAGAUAAGCUAAACUAGCUAGCUACGGAGAUGCGCGGUGCGGUGCUGCUGUUGCCGCUGCUGGCGGCCGUGCUGCUGCCCGCGGCGGCCGCGGCCGGCGGAGGCAACGGGAGCUGCGUGCGGAGCUGCGGCGGCAUGACGCUGCCGUACCCGUUCGGCUUCUCCAGCGACUGCACGAUACGGCUCGGUUGCGAUGUCGGGGCCGGCGUUGUGUUCGUCGGCGGCACGCGAGAGCUGGGUCUGGUCGUCCGCAACUUCACGCCGCGCGCGCUCAUCCUCAAACUGCAGCCCAACUGCUCUCGCUUGUUCAAUGCGUCCGUCGCGGCGCUCUUCUCCGACAGCUAUGCGCCCGCCUCCCGGAAUGCGCUCGUCGUCAGCUCAUGCGCCGAGGCUGCUCAAAUCAGCAACUGCAGCAGUUCGCCUGAGCGCUUCCUUGACAGGAACUCGUCCCACUGCACCGACGAGUCCAUCCGCUGCAUCGUGCCUCCUACCAACAGCACACGCGGCCACCAUUUUCUGAACAAAAGCGAGGUGCUCAGGUCGAACUGCACCGGGCUGGUGUCGGCGGUGAGCUAUUCGGAUGCAGGGGGCCCGUCGCUGCUGCUCGGCGCGCUGGAGCUGGACUGGUGGGUACCGGGGCCUUGCCGCUGUGAUGCCAGAGCCAACUGCACCCAGUUCCCGGCGACAAGGACGCGGCCGGAGGCGUUCCAGUGCGAGUGCCCGGAGGGGCUCGAGGGCGACGGCUUCGUCGAAGGCACCGGUUGCCGGGAAGUUUCCAAGUCCAAGUGCGAUCGCUCAAAUUACCUAUCAAGAGAUUGUGGCAAGAUCGUUCUCGUUGGUCUUAUCAUGGCAGGAAUAAUUUUUGGAGCCAUGGUGAUGGGCAUCGGCUGCGUGGUGUGCCACGUGCUGAAGCGCCGUUCCGCGUCCAUCCGGUCGCAGCAGAGCACGAAGCGGCUCCUGUCGGAGGCGGACUGCACGGUGCCACUCUACUCGUACCGCGAGAUCGAGCGCGCCACCAGCGGCUUCUCCGAGGACCAGCGGCUCGGCACGGGCGCCUACGGCACGGUGUACGCGGGGCGCCUCAGCGACAACCGCCUCGUCGCCGUGAAGCGGAUCAAGCACCGCGACAACGCCGACGGUGGCCUGGACUCCGUCAUGAACGAGGUGAAGCUGGUGUCCUCCGUGAGCCACCGCCACCUGGUCCGCCUCCUGGGCUGCUGCAUCGAGCAGGGCCAGCAGAUCCUGGUCUACGAGUUCAUGCCCAACGGCACGCUGGCGCAGCACCUGCAGAGGGAGCGCGGCCGCCCCGCCGUGCCGUGGACGGUGCGCCUCCGCGUGGCCGCCGAGACCGCCAAGGCCAUCGCGUACCUGCACUCGGAGGUGCACCCGCCCAUCUACCACCGCGACAUCAAAUCCAGCAACAUCCUGCUCGACCACGAGUACAACUCCAAGGUGGCCGACUUCGGGCUGUCCCGGAUGGGCAUGACGUCCGUCGACUCGUCGCACAUCUCCACCGCGCCGCAGGGCACCCCGGGCUACGUCGACCCGCAGUACCACCAGAACUUCCACCUCUCCGACAAGAGCGACGUGUACAGCUUCGGCGUGGUGCUGGUGGAGAUCAUCACGGCCAUGAAGGUUGUCGACUUCAGCCGGGGCCCCAGCGAGGUCAACCUGGCGCAGCUCGCUGUGGAGAAGAUCGGCAGGGGCUGCGUGGACGACAUCGUCGACCCCUUCCUGGACCCGCACCGGGACGCGUGGACCCUCACGUCCAUCCACAAGGUGGCGGAGCUGGCGUUCAGGUGCCUGGCGUUCCACAGCGAGAUCAGGCCGUCCAUGGCCGAGGUCGCCGACGAGCUGGAGCAGAUACAGGUCAGCGGGUGGGCGCCGUCGAAUGACGACGCCGCGUUCAUGUCGACCACGUCGUCGCUCUGCUCGUCGGCGCCGUCGCGCGGCACGGACAAGUCGUUGGGGCCGGACAAAGGCAGGGGCGAGGCAUUGUCGACGUCUGCCCCGGCGAUGGCAGUGGCAGCGCGGGAAACGGAGAAGGGCGCGGCGGGGUCCUCCCCUGUGUCCGUCCAGGAGAGGUGGUUCAGCGACAGGAGCUCCCCUUCCUCCAAUAGCCUGCUCGGGAAUAGCAGCUCGCUUCACUGAACUGAGACACGCGGCCACUACUCCUGACAUCCAUUCCAUCGUUGUUUAGUUUAGCUGUAAAAUUUAGAGAUGUACGAUUUCUUCUAGUAGCUACCAAAGAAAUGAAAACGCACGAUUUUCUGGUCUCUUCUUGCUCUGCUCUUCCCUUCCCCUUUUCCUUUUCCUUUUGCGUUGGUUCCAAGCAAUCUGUAAAUGAAACCUGUAUUUGUCUGCUCAGACGCCAUGUUGACAAGCCA